Molecule: messenger RNA, 4842 nt
Organism: Lachancea meyersii CBS 8951
Lineage: Eukaryota; Fungi; Ascomycota; Saccharomycetes; Saccharomycetales; Saccharomycetaceae
Source: the annotation of a GenBank genome assembly
AUGUCUGCCGAGAUUUCAUUUGAAAAAUUCGCACAGCAGCUGUUCCGAGAACUGCACGCUUUGUCGACUGAAUCGAAGCGCAGAAAUUCAGACAUUAAACAUGCCAGCGACACAUCUCAGGAGAUUUUGAAAGUGGUUAACAGCUUCGAUGAGCUGUUGCGUCAUCCCGACUUUGUUUUGCCUUUCGUUCUCUCAUGUGCCUCCAGAAAUGCCAAACUAACGAGUAUUUCCAUGCAAUGUCUACAGAGGCUUGCAUCGAUCAGAAGCAUCCCUGAUGAAAGAAUGGAAGAUGUGCUGAACGCUUUCAUGGAAUCCACUCAUCUUGCGGUUGAAAUACAGCUCAAAGUACUGCAAAUAAUACCCAUUUUCUUCAAAACUUAUAGUAAUGCCAUCACUGGUGAGUUGUGCUCGAAACUUCUCAAGUGCUGCUCAAGCCUACUGCAACUACCGAACAAGGCACCGAUGGUUGUGGGUACUGCCAGUGCAACCCUUCAACAGUUGGUAAAUGACAUUUUGGAUCGGGCUAGCACACCACAAGAAAUUGCAACAAUCGAAGUGGCCGUCAGCAACACCGACUAUACCACCGUUGGGACGUUCCGCUACGAUGCAAACCGUUUAUUUUUUGACCUGUGCAGUCUGAAAAGUGGUUCUUACGCCAAACAAGGCAGCGUUUUGAACAUCGAAGGUGUUCCAGAAGACUAUGGCCUUGAAAUCCUAGAAAGCGUUUUGAGUAAUCACUUCGAACUUUUCGAGUAUUGUGCUGACUUGCAAUUCAUACUGAGAACGAAAGCAGUCCCACUUUUUCUGCGAUCGAUCUCUUCGUCCAAAGAUUUCCCCAUAGUCGUGAGAAGCGCAAGGUGUUUGGUAAUGCUUAUCAGACUGGAGUUUCUGAAAGUCCUGGAGCUGGAGCUUGAGAUAAUACUCUUUUUGUUGAUCAAAAUUAUGAGCAAUGAAAUCGACUCCCCUGCUUGGAAAAAGAUCAUCAUUUUAGAGAUUUUCCAACUCAUAACCAAGAACAUUGCAUUAAUACUGGCCAUAUUCCAGUGUUACGAUAUGAACACCAACCGCAAGCAAAUAAUGAAAAGUUUGGUCGAUGUUUUACAAAAUUUGAUAUCCUCCAAUGAGUAUCAAAACUACUUGAAAGUAUCUCAUGUGUUGACAAAAGGUGACACUCCCGUAAUAUCUCAAGAAAACUCAGCGGCCAAAAUUCCUCUGAUUGAGCUUCUCGACAAGUCAGGUCCACCCAUGAUUGAUCAAACCUAUGGGGUUUUUCUUGUUCUAUCCAUUACUAACCAGAUCUCUGAUGAGAUUGGCUCUUACGCUGUUACUACCAGCCAGAAAGAGCGGGCAGAAAGUAGUACUAAAGUUCUACAAUUGUACUUCAACAGUGUUUUCCCUGGGCUAUUCUUUUUGCACAAAAUGUUUCUCUACUCCACAACUCUCGACACUCCGUUGUUUCAUGCGGUUAUACGUGCAUUUCAAAAGCUUUCUCAUUCAUCUGGUAUACUCGAGCUCAACGACAAGCUCAGUCAGUGCUUAGAUUUAUUUGGAAUUGUUACUGUUGAGGGCUGCUUACUUAGCUCGAGCGUUCUAGCAGCUAAUAACAGUGAACAAGAUGUAAGCCCCGCGACUGCUAUGCUUAACACCAUUAGUGGGUCGCUUAUUAGGACUAGCAAUUCAUCCAAAGAAACCUCGGACGAGUCUCAUUUCACUACGCGCACAGUCCACCCUCGAAUGAUAAGCGUUUUCAGGGCUUUGAUAUCGCUAUCGAUAUCACUAGGCUCCUACUUUACUUCUGAACACUGGAGCAGUUUCCUUAAAACUUGGCAGUGGAUGUCAUAUUACCUCAAAGGUCCUUCAGGAGACCACGGGAGAUCUGGUCCAGGGUUUUCGCACAAUACACAGUCUCUUAGCUCGGAUUUGAACGCUGUGCAAGCGAGCAUUGGGAGGUUUUGCGAAAGUACGCAGAAUUAUCCCGGUUCCAGUUUCCACUGCUUAGUGCAAAGUCUGAUACAAGAGUCGUCCAAAUGUCUCACUCUAGCGAAGAGUCGCGAGGAGUCUGCAGGAUAUCGACCAACAACUGAGCAGGGCAAACUUACAAACUGUGCUUACAACAAGGACUUUUUCAUGUUACAGCUGGGUGAACUGAGUCGUCUGAACAUCUUAGGGCUGUUUAAGGGAUCGAAAGAAGAUACAACGUGGGAUCUUGUGGUCAAUUAUCUCGUUACAGAAGCAGCCAGUAGGAACUAUGAAAGUGAAGUCCUGAGGCUAUGCUCUGUGGAUGUUCUGAAUGCUAUUGUUGCUGAAGCCGCUAGGGUGGCAGGUGAGCUCGGUCCAGACUCGAAGAGCGAGGCUGAAAUGAUAGAAGAUAAAUUAUUAAUCGCACUGACCGAACUGGCUGGAAAAAUUAUGGGUUUGGGGCGCAAUAGGGAGGCCCUCCAUAGGGGUUCAAUAGAGACAGAGUGCGACAUUGUGUUCCAGAUGCUACGUACCUUGAAGGGGCUUCUAGAUGUUUUUGGCGAAUCUUUGACGGCUUCAUGGGAUACUGUCUUCAGGAUAAUCAAUUCACCCUUUGAGCUUAUCAACAAAGACCACUCUGAUGAUUCAUCGAUUUUCGAAGAAGAUAGCUCCAUUCUGGACGUCAUUUCCUCGAAGCACAAAGGUAUGAUUCAAGUUUCAUUUGACGUAUUCAAACUGAUCUUUGACGACUUUCUUCAGACCCUACCACCAGGAGUUUUGGAAGAUGUAAUUGACACUCUACUGAAUUUUGUCAGACAGGAUCGAGACUUGAAUAUUUCAUUUUCGUCAAUAAGCCAGUUUUGGCUGAUUGGCGACUUUUUGAGAACUUGCGUGUCGCGACAUUCAGAGCGCUUCUCUGAUAUAGAAAGAAGAGAAUUCAUCAAAGAUGUUGAACAGGGCAAGCUAAUUUCAUUGAUUUCAAGUGCUGAUGACCACCCAUACAGUCUGUUUAACGGUUUGUGGCUAUACCUGCUCAAAAAAUUGGUUGAAUGCACAAAUGACCCCAGAGUUGAAGUGAAAAAUGGCGCUAUCCAGACCUUUUUCAGAAUAGUCGAUUCUUACUCUGCUUCAUUUCCUCCUUGGGAGCUGUUGAUACAGGAAGUGUUGAAGCCCCUCCUCGAGAAACGAUUUGAAUUUGAUGAAUAUCUACGGGGCACAGAAUUCAUAAAUCUGACACUGAAGGGGCUGGUCCAAAUGUACUCGAUGUAUUUCGCCGCUUUUUCAAGCAAUGAAAAUCUUGCUCGCGCAUGGGAACUGCUGGUCAGUUACAUGGAGGAUCUCAUUAAACUUCCAUCUUUCGAAAUCUCAUUCAUUGUUCUCAAUAACUUCAAGUCACUGCUGGACGCAAUGGUGAAAAUACCCGAAAUACCUGACUCGAUUAUUUUAGAGCUGUACGAAACGUGGUGUGGUUACAAUGUGGUAUACACAGACUCUUCAAAGCCCUCCGAAUUCAAUAGAAAGACAAAUUAUGAGUGUAUUGAAGAGCUUCUUAGCUGCUACCCCCCGCUACAUCAAAUUUUGAGCAGAAAGCAUUUGCUGGAUAGCGACAGAGUCGAGGCCAUCCUGACUGUUAUGAAUUCUGCUGCAAGAUAUCCUUUGCUGCCAGAAUUUUCUAGUGAUGAUCAGAAGCCGUCCUCUUUACAGCAAGCCGUUCUCGAAUCUGUUCAAGUGUUCGAGUUUGGCCAGCCUUUAGAGAUAGAAGUGCUAAUUUUGAAUCAAAUCAGCACUCUAAUUGCUCUGCCAUUUGAGACUAAGAGCAGAAUAGAGAACAAGCUUGGCCCAAGGCUGAGCCUAGCAUCAAGAAAAAGAAUUCCUACCUUCGAAGCCAUCAGCUAUGAGGUUUGUGAGUACUUAGGCAGGCGAUUGAAAAGUACCGAGGUGCUAGAUGCCGAUUUCAUCUGUUCGAAGAGGUUGCCGAAGCUUUUGAAAAACCUCAGCCUCCCAGUUUUGUGCAAGUCGCUUAUUGAAAACAGGAGAGAAAAUUCGGUAGCUCUGUGGACCCUCGCGUCUCAGUGCUUUUAUUCACUUGCCGAAAAGAUACUAUCUGCUUUAAAAGACCCGAAUGUUGCGAAUGUUGUACCCGAAAAAGCUAAGGAGGUUUUCUUCGAGCUUUUCAUCGAUGUCGCUGUCACUCCGCUCAAAAGAAUUGACCCCGAGACGGACAUUUUAACAGAGGUCAGCGAUAUCGAGGAAUUUGAACGAUACCGUGAUAUUCUUCUACAAAACUUGGGACCUGCAUUCCCAGAGACGACGCAUGUGGAAAAGUUUGUAUCUGCCGUGUGGUCGGGAUCCUUUUUUCACGAGGUUGAUGAUGUCGAGGACGCAAUAAUAAAGGAAAGCGAUUCACUGUUUGAGGUAGCAGUAAAGCUGGCCGACUUUCCGUUUGAUGAGGUGUUGGGUUCAACUCGAGAGCAGUCUUUGCUGAGCAAGUACAAAACUGCCUCACUUUGCCUCCGUGACUUGAUGGAGUUUACCAAAUACGAAGGACCAGGCCAAGAGAUUUUAAGACCCGUUUGCGUACCUUUCAUGGUCGCACGUUAUGCGUUUAUCUUACGCCGUUACAUUUCUGACGUGAUACUUUUGAACCGCAAACCUAUCGCCAAAGACAGAAAGAUGGAAGUGGUCUUAGUUCUGACUGGGCUUAAGGAGGUUCUCGAUUCUGUUUCUAAGAGCGAGAAUAGCUCUGGCCGUGAGGAAACCAUUGAACAUUUGAAGGCCCUUUAUCCUUUAGUUUUGAAAACCAUUCCAGCAUCCCACAAAAUAGUUGGCCUACAGGCUAUAGUUCAGGAGCUUUCCUUAGAGUUUACUAAGCUUAUAAAGUGA